GGCAGGGCAGCCCGUUUGACGACAAUCCUGUCAAAGAAAAAGACUGUUUGAAGUAUUUUUUGUUUUGAUUUCACGUUAUAGGCGUUAUGUGAUCAAACAUGGUUCAGGACAUAAGUUAAUCGCCGCCUGCCAAGGUUCAAACUGUUUUUGUCAAAAGAGAAAUUGGCCAAAUCCGAUCUGAGUUAGAAUUUCCCGCUUUUUUAAGGAGUAUGAGUGUUGCUUCAUAGGAAGCUUCAUGUCUUUGAUCCUACACCUAUUUAUACAGCCAUCCCAUGCCUUAACAUAGUACUCUAAAGACAUCUCCUCCUAACGUAGUAUAGCUUAGCUCUCAGUCAUAACUUCUCUCAUACUUUCAUUUCUAUAGUUCUUACUUAACUUAGGAUUGAGAUUCCUGGGACUGAAACAGUGAAGGAUAUGACUAUGAAUCAAGUGCAGCUCUUGUCCCAGAUUGCAACCAACGAUGGACAUGGUGAAAACUCGGCUUUCUUCGACGGUUGGAAGGCCUACGACAGUGAUCCUUACCACCCCACCCGAAAUCCGAGUGGGGUUAUUCAGAUGGGACUUGCAGAAAACCAGCUUUCCUUUGAUUUAGUCCAAGAAUGGGUUAGGAACAACCCGAAGGCCUCCAUAUGCACGGCAGAAGGAUCAAAUGGCUUCAAGGAUAUCGCCAUCUAUCAAGAUUAUCAUGGCUUGCCAGAAUUCAGAAAUGCUGUUGCAAGAUUCAUGGAGAAAGUGAGAGGAAACAGAGUCCGUUUCGACCCUGACCGCAUAGUAAUGAGCGGUGGAGCAACCGGAGCGCAAGAAACGUUGGCCUUCUGCUUGGCUGAUGCUGGUGACGCGUUCUUGGUGCCGACUCCUUACUAUCCAGGAAACGAUCGAGAUCUAACGUGGCGAACGGGAAUUCAACUUCUUCCUGUCGUUUGCGAGAGCUCCAAUGAUUUCAAGAUCACCCGACGAGCCCUUGAAACUGCAUACAAGAAUGCUCAAGAAUCGAACAUCAAAGUGAAGGGCUUGCUUCUCAACAAUCCUUCAAAUCCAUUAGGCACGGUAAUAGAUAGGGAGACUUUAACUGACUCAUUACUCUUCACUAAUGAGAAAAACAUCCACUUAAUCUGCGACGAGAUCUACUCUGCCACGGUCUUCAGCCAGCCAGGUUUCACCAGCAUUGCUGAAAUAGUGCAAGAAAACACAGACUGCAACCGCAACCUCAUCCACAUUGUCUAUAGCUUGUCGAAAGACCUCGGGUUCCCUGGAUUCAGGGUAGGCAUCGUGUACUCAUAUAAUGACAUAGUUGUGAAUUGUGCACGAAAAAUGUCGAGCUUUGGGCUUGUCUCGACUCAGACACAGCACCUGAUAGCAACAAUGCUGUCAGACGAUGUUUUUGUGGACCGUUUCAUUGCUGAGAGCUCUAAGAGGCUGGAAAUAAGGCACGGGAUUCUGUCAGCAGGGCUAGCUCAAGUAGGAAUAGGGAGCUUGAAGAGCAAUGCCGGGCUAUACUGCUGGAUGGACUUGAGGAGGCUGCUGAAGGAGCCUACAUUUGAGGCGGAACUGGAGCUGUGGCAGGUGAUUAUUAACGAUGUUAAGCUCAACGUCUCGCCUGGCGCCUCCUUCCAUUGCUCCGAGCCUGGAUGGUUCCGUGUCUGCUUUGCAAAUAUGGACGGUGAAACGAUGAUGGUUGCAUUGAAUAGGAUACAUAAAUUUGUGACUCAGAAGAAGGGGUCUGAUCAGGAAAGUGGUAGGAAACAAUGCAGGAGUAGUAAACUUGAGAUCAGCUUAUCAUUCCGACGAUUGGAUGAGAUGAAGAUGGCGGCGCCCCACAAAAUGUCGCCUCAUUCGCCUAUGUCCUCGCCUCUUGUUCGAGCCAGGACUUGAAGUAUUUAACCUAAUAGCAUUGUCUGAUCAUGAAUAAGAUCAGGGAAGAUGCAUGAUCAAGGUUGUUGCUGCACUAAUUAGUUCUUCCUAAGAUGUAACAAAUUAUUGGAAAUAUGUUUUUAACAGUGUAUGUACGUAGUUAUUAGGGUGUUUUUGUGCAUGAACACAUGCAAAAAUGGUGUCUCAUUGGAUUUUUAUCAGGACAUAUCAUAUGUCCUGGUUUUACUCUCUGUUUUUCUUCUUUGUUCUUUGAUUUUCUUUUUCCUAUUGCUGAAAAGGAACAGCUAUAUUUGUUGUAAUCUAAGUUGUCUCUGGAAAUACAAAAUUCAGGAAUUGUAA
Messenger RNA from Sesamum indicum (sesame), 2211 nucleotides. RefSeq names its product 1-aminocyclopropane-1-carboxylate synthase. NCBI's taxonomy places the organism in Eukaryota, Viridiplantae, Streptophyta, Magnoliopsida, Lamiales, Pedaliaceae. Gene Ontology annotation, molecular function: pyridoxal phosphate binding; transaminase activity. Gene Ontology annotation, biological process: biosynthetic process; amino acid metabolic process. The record is from RefSeq and is a predicted model, not a curated record.